GUCUGCACCGUAAGGACCUUUUUACAACAUUUUUUUAAAAUUAAAUGUCGAGAAGAGAGGGGGAGCCCCUCAUCCAAUGUCGUUACUAUUGGGGUUCAAUGAAGCACUGCGUGAUUGUGGUUUGAUUGAUUUGGGUAUAAAAGGGUAUCCUUUUAAGUGGGAGCGUGGAAGGGGUUCGACAGAUUGGGUUGAGGAACGGUUAGAUAGAGCAGUGGCUACUGUUGCUUGGUUAGCGCUUUUUCCACGAGCUUGUGUCCUCAACAUUGAUAUGAGGAGCUCAGAUCAUUCAGCUUUUUUACUUAGAGUUACUGGGACUACUUCUGUAUCUCGGAUUAAAAGGUUUCGGUUUGAAAAUGCCUGGUUCCAGGAUGAGGGAUUCAAAGACACAUUGAUACAAAUGUGGUCUGAUGCGGCACCUUUAUCCCUACCUGAGAAACUUGCUUUUUGUGGCAAACGACUUCAAGUGUGGGGUGGAGACUGCUUCCAAAAGUUUGGCAAGAGGAAGAGGGAGCUUUUAGACCGCAUUAGAAAGUUUCGACCUCAACGUACUCCGGCGGGGAUCCGAGCUUUUAAUGAGGCAGAUAAGGAGUUGUCUAAGCUAUUGGACCAAGAAGAUGCAUAUUGGCGACAAAGGGCAAAACAGAACUGGUUGAAGUCGGGUGACACUAAUACUUAUUUUUUCGACCAAUAUGCUUCGUAUAGACGGAGAAAAAACCAGAUUCAUGGAAUUCGUGCAUCUGAUGGACGUUGGGUGAAGGGGGAGAAGAUUAUGUCAGAAGUUGAGCACUAUUUCCGGAACAUCUACGCCUCAACUAAUGGAGUCAUUGCGCCAGUUUUUGAUAGUUUAGAGCGCGGGGUGACAGAUACAUUUAAUUCCAAGUUAGCUCGUCCCUUUGAUGCUUCAGAGGUUCGUAAGGCGCUGUUCAUACAUUAUUUCCAAAGGUUCCGACGUCAGGCAGGCAUGGCACCGGUGGAAGAUAAGUUGCGGGAAGCAAGGUUGAGAUGGUUUGGCCAUGUGAGACGGCAGGAUGAUGACGCCCCUGUACGAAGAUGCGAGAGGAUUACGGUUAUCGGGGGAAGUAGGGGAAGGGGUAGACCUAGGAAAAAUUGGAAGGAUGUGAUUAGGCAGGAUUUAGGACUUCUCGACCUGACUGAGGAUAUGGCUCUAGAUAGGAACCUUUGGAAAACUAGGAUUAGAGUAGCUGGAUAGGAGCUCGGUGUUGCAGAGCCCCCCGAGAGACUCUCUCGAGCUACACUAACUCCGUUAUGCUUAAGGGUGCUUAACAAACCGAUACAACUUGAGAACCCGAGUCACACGAGCCUCAACACCUUUGCUCGGAGAUACCGCACUCCAAGACUUCUCACGAAGGAACAAGAAACUUCCUUCGAGUUUACAACAAGGGAACAAACUCCCUUAAAGUGUAUGAAAACACUUAAACACUCAGGAAUGAAACUCUCACAAAGAG
Molecule: messenger RNA, 1466 nt
Organism: Cuscuta campestris
Lineage: Eukaryota; Viridiplantae; Streptophyta; Magnoliopsida; Solanales; Convolvulaceae
Source: the annotation of a GenBank genome assembly